GAGGAGCCGAAGAGGGGAGUUGGCAUCAGGAUGGACGGUCAGGAUCGUGUUGUCACCAUCAUCGGACGGUGCGUUUGUUUCCCUGGGCUACUUGGAAAUUGGAAUUCUACUUUUCCUCUCUUUCUGUGGUGUGUUAUCAGCAACCUGUGGGAAACAGGAAACGACGCCGGCGGCGAGAUGUCUCCUCCGCCACCGCCGCCGCCUCCCCGCGUGGUGAUCUGCGUGGGAGACGUCCACGGCUACAUCUCCAAGCUGGAGAGCCUGUGGGCGAACCUCCAGUCCGCGCUCCCGCCCGACGCCUUCGCCACCGCGCUCGUCGUCUUCCUCGGCGACUACUGCGACCGCGGGCCCAGCACCCGCGAGGUCAUCGACUUCCUCCUCGCGCUCCCGUCCCGCCACCCCGCGCAGCGCCACGCCUUCCUCUGCGGCAACCACGACCUCGCCUUCGCCGCCUUCGUCGGGGCGCUGCCGCCGCCGCCCGACGGCACCCCGUUCUCGUCCACCUGGGGGGAGUACAUCCAGAACGAGGAGAACGAGGGGUGGUACCGUGGCCCCGGCCACGAGGGGAUGCAUUGCCAGGGGAGGAGAUGGGGCGGGAUCAUGAAGGAGAAGAGGAAUCCCAAGAGGGGGUCAUCGUACAUGGGCUCCAUCUACGACGCGCGCCCUACCUUCGAGUCCUACGGCGUUGCUCAUGGAUCCCCAGAUCUUGUGAAGGCUGUACCUGAGGAGCACAAAAAAUUUCUGCGCGAAUUGGUUUGGAUCCAUGAGGAGGAAAAUGUACCCAUUGAUACUAACGAAGGACAGAUUAUUUGUAAGCUUAUUGCGGUUCAUGCUGGCCUGGAGAGGUCGAUUGAUUUGAAUGAACAGUUUAGAAUUUUGAGAACUAAAGAUACAAAGAUAUCAAAGGUUGCAAUGCUAAGCGGGAGGCAGGACGUUUGGAACAUACCAAAGGAUCUGGCUGGCAAGCAGACCAUCGUUGUAAGUGGACACCAUGGGAAGCUCCACAUUGAUGGCCUCCGAUUCGUCAUCGAUGAAGGUGGCGGAUAUGCAGACAGACCUAUAGCUGCUAUUGUGUUUCCUUCGAAGGAAUUGAUCAGGAGCACAGAAGGAACUUCAUCCCAGAAUCGAUCCAGAUAUCAUCAGGAGUAGUGCCCUGAUACAGCCCUGCAGAACAGAUUAUAUGAUUCUCCUGCCUUUUCUGUUGAGAGGAAAAUGACCUGGCCUUUUGGACAUCAGCAUUUCUUUUUCUUGUAAGUUGUAAUCUGGAUUCCCGGUGUCCCUUUCCUGAUGCCGACACACAGAUUUGGAACGGCGCGCGUGCACGGCCCAGACUCGUUCGCUCUCUCGGGCCGUGGAUUCUAGCGGCAAAGAGAGGAAGGGUCCCAAAGGCCAAAAUAUCGGACGCCACGGGGAUAGCCGAAUUCGCGGGCGGGAGAGCGCGCGCCUCCUGGCGCGGUAGGCCCGUCGUCGUACGCGGCCGCGCCUUUUUGGUGUGCCCUCGCGACGUUGAUCCGGCGAUCUGGCCUGUGGCUAGAGAAAGCGACCGGACAAGUCCAAGGGCAGGGACCACGGACGGCAACGAGGCUGCCAAUGUUUCAUUCAGAGUUUCAGACGGCUGCUCUUCUUCCUCAACUAGUUCACCGAUAGACAUUGUUGUUUAAAUAAAUAAUAAUAAUUUCUCCCGUAUCUAGGAUCAUCGAGAGGGGUUAAA
This is a messenger RNA of Oryza sativa Japonica Group (Japanese rice), 1711 nucleotides long. Its product is annotated as tyrosine-protein phosphatase RLPH2. Gene Ontology annotation, molecular function: hydrolase activity. Lineage: Eukaryota; Viridiplantae; Streptophyta; Magnoliopsida; Poales; Poaceae. The record is from RefSeq and is a predicted model, not a curated record.